AUGUUCCUGUGGCGGGCGGAGGAGCUGACGCUGUUAGAUGGUGCUGAUGCGUCUGACAGCCCGUGGCUUCUUUAUCGCGGCGUGCAAAAUAAGGAUGUGGCUGACAUCGCGUAUUAUGUGGAAAGUCAAAAUAGGCUCAACAUAGCAAUGGCGGCUGUUUCUCUGCAUAUCACCGGGGAAGCAGCUCUAAGGUCUGGCCUGGUCUGGUUGCUGGGCAAUGCGCCUGUUCAGAUGGUUGAUGUUGGUGAUGAGGAUCAGUUGAGGGGUUUUCAAGCAUUAUCCGGGGAUUAUACAUUGGAAAAGGAAUCAGCUGUGUAA
Messenger RNA from Aspergillus fischeri NRRL 181, 318 nucleotides. RefSeq lists its product as uncharacterized. Bases 1 to 318 code for a protein of 105 amino acids. The record is from RefSeq and is a predicted model, not a curated record. Lineage: Eukaryota; Fungi; Ascomycota; Eurotiomycetes; Eurotiales; Aspergillaceae. The transcript is spliced from 2 exons.